AUGGGGAGCGGUGUUCAGGAGUCUAUUGGGAUCAACCUGGUCUUGAAGGAUUUGGGAAUGGAAGUUGACCAUAUCACUGUGUUCGAGGACAAUCAAGUAGCUCAGCAUCUGGCUGAAAGCAAGGCUGUCACGCAGCGCUCACGCCACAUCGACACCAAGUAUCACUGUAUCCGGCAGAACGUGAAGGAGGGCGACGUGCACAUCAGCUACUACCCUAACUCAGAAAAGAUCGCUGAUCAUUUUACCAAGGCGCUUGGGGUCAUCAAGUUCAACCUUUUUCGUGACGAACUCGGAGUUCGCCAAGUGGGAGUGUUGGAUCAGAGCGGAGCGUCGAACCCGAGUGAGUAA
Phytophthora megakarya is the source of this 348-nucleotide messenger RNA. The record is from the annotation of a GenBank genome assembly. NCBI's taxonomy places the organism in Eukaryota, Oomycota, Peronosporomycetes, Peronosporales, Peronosporaceae.